UAAUUUCUAAGUAAGUUCAUAAACUAAGUUAAAAUGGAACCUAUUUAUUUUAUAAUCAGAAAGUAACUAAAUAAGCUUUAGUUGCAACAUCAAUAAAUAUCGUUAGCAGCCCUGCAUUAGUAAGUUUUGGAUGUUUUGCUGGACGAGAGCUAAUCAAUUGACGGAAACCAAAUCAUUACUAACUUCAAUUUACAUAUGUAAAGCAAAAAGAAAAAAACAAAAUAAGAAAAAAAAAAGUAGAAUAGAAAUUCUAAUUGUUACUUUAAGAUAUCCGAUAACUAUCCGAUAAAAGGUAUACCCAAGCGCGGGCUUACUAAACGCCUUAGCAUUUUCGCAUAUCGGUACUACGUUCACGUUAACUGCAGCGGCAUCAUUUUUGCUUGAUUUUGAAGCGAAUUUUGUGCGGUGAAAAACUUGACAAAAGUGCUUGGCUUGAUGUGCUAAUAUGUGUAUAUUCGUUUCGCCAAACACCCGAUAAGUUAAUCACACUCAUCAAUAAUUUCUUUUGAAAAAAUUUGAUGAAUCGCAACGCAGUUAAGAUUUUGCAAAUAUAUCGACGCACAUGAAAAGUGUAAUAUGGAGGAUAUAGAAUACCUAGACGAGUACAAAGACUUGGUUAUGCCAGGGAUCAAGUCUGGUGCGCCGCCAGCUUCUGCAGGCGUCUCACGGCACCGUCGGAUUUCGUCAGACUCGAGCAAUUCGUCGUCGAUUGAUGCAGACAUCUUCCAGAAGCUUUUCCACGGCAAGUACCUCAAUGACGAGGUGCUUAAUGCGCCUUCUGGUUCUAAGUCUCAGGACAGACGACGCCGCUCCCCAUCCCCGUCCUCCUCCUCCAGCGAUGAGUCAAACGAUGCCUUGGAAGCCCUUUUCAAUCCGAGAAGUAGCAAAUCGAAGCCAAUCAAGCGACGCGAACGCUACGAGUCCUUUGAUUCGGUGGACGAUCUUGGGGAAGCCCUAAUGCGUCCGAUGCAGAAGUCUACUGUACACAAGUCCAAAACAUCCCAGGCAGGCGGCAAAAAAUUACACGCACAACCUUCACACAGGAGCAAAAGCAGCAGCAGCAGCCACUUGGACCAGUCUCAAGUCAAGAAACCACAGACUAUAUCAUCAACCAAAACCGAAAAAUCCAGUCUUAGUGCUGAAUAUCGCAGUCAAAGUGCCAAAAACAGGAAUCGUAACUCUACACCCACCAAGUCGACAGGAUCUCUAAAUGGCAGUAGUCUAUCAUCUGCCAAAAAUAAGACAGUGACCAUCAUUAAGGCACAGAGAGCUGAUGUAACAGCUUCAAAGCAGGAACCCAAAACUGAUCCAUUAACUCUGCAAAAUUUAUAUGACGAUUCAGACAGUGAUUCGUCCUACGAGUAUGAAUCAGACUUCUACGGCGAUUACGACUCAGAUGAAGAGGAUGAACCAGUGAUCGACAUUUCAACGGACACAAGCAGGACCACAUCGGUGGCGGACACUGUGACACCUGUUGUUUCCGACGACGAAGGCCAGGAUCUGCAAAGCGAGCAAAAUGAACGAUCUGACAAUAAUCAAGAGUCGAUAUUGAGCGGCGCGUAUGAACGUCUGCAGUCUUACUUGAGUAAUCUCAGUUGCGCUGAGGCGCCGCCAAUCUAUAAGAAACAGAACAGUGCACGGAAAUCCCGCUCCAACGAAAAGAAACCCUCUUCCUCUGAACAGGUGAAGCAUGCUAAUGAGCGACCAGUGGCCAGUGACAAAGAGGAGACGGAUAAAAAGGAGCGGCUGCUAGAGCCACCGGAGGCCAGUAGUAGUGCCAAAUCCUCUGCUAGCAAGGCCAGUGUUAAUCGUAAGCUGUACGCCGUGGAUGCUAAUGUCACGCUCGAGAGUGUUGAGCGCAUGAGCCAUGACCUGGCCGAGCAGAUCAUGGAAAUCGAUGUUGAAUUCGAAAAGCGAUCCGGGUCAAAAACGCGAAGCGGAUCAAAAUCUAAGAUCUCAGCGGAUUCGGGUAGCCCAUCUCUUCUGAGCAAGAGUCAUGUGCGCAAGCUCACCUACUCCAGUGAACAGUUGGAUGACUCUGAGCCCUCAGGGACGAUGUUGCGGCGGUCAAAGAGCGAGUCCUUUCCUAAGCAAGAACGCUCUAGGGGUGAAAAGCAGCGUAAGAGUCGUGCUGCAACCACGGAUGAAAAAACGCUUACUGCUCCGGAAGGACAGGGAGAGACACCCAAAAAGAAACGCGGAAGACCUCGCAAAAUUAUUCCAAAUAAGGAAACGUUAAAAGUGGAGACUACCGAAAAACCAACCGAAAGCUUGGACAAAGAUAUUUCUCAGUUAAUAGAAGCAAGCGGAAUGGAAACCGCAAAGGAGACAAUUAUUUCGAAAGAACCAAUAGAGCACGAUGAACUAAAUGCAGAUUUAGAUAAAGCCAAAGACUUCGCAGGAUUUGACAACUUAUCCCAGGAUGAUAAUAAAAUUAACUCAUCUCCGCAAGAAACGGAUAUCAAAAGCGCCCCAGAUAGGGGUUUGCAACUAGAUGAAGAGUCUAUACGGAAUCUCGAAAAGGGUCAGCUUUCUAUACCAGCCACAUCUGUCGAUACUUUGGACACCGCACACGAUCACAGAGAAAGUGAAAGCGCAACAAAUCUUAAUGAAUUGGUAGAUACAACAUUAAUUACACAAAAGGAUGACACUAAGAAAGACUCUGCCACUGAGAGCAUUGAAAACAUAAUUAAAGCUACUGAAGAUGUUGAAUUACCUGGAACUGCAGAUGCUAAUGCUAAGACAAUGGAGGUGUCAGAAAAUAUACUUGAACAGAGCGAUUCCCAGCUGGCAGAGGACAUUAAGUUGGCUGAAGAGAUUUUGGCCGCUGAAGUCGGUAAAGGAAUUGAAGUUAAUGAAGUAGUGGCAUCAGUAGAAGGAGAACAAGAUCCUGUAACUGAAAUAGUCAAAGAAUUGGUGCAGGAAACAAUUUCUCAAGUUGCAGUUAUACCAAAUGAACAAGAGCAGCCGGAUGAAAAUUCUCCAGUUGUAGAGCUAAAUGUAGCUGAUAAACUAGUUGAAAAUCAUGAUGAACCUUUCCCAGUUGGAGAGCCAAAUUUAGCUGAUGAACCAGUUGAAAAACAGACUGUAGAUGAUGCUGCACAUCCACCUGAAAAUGAACCACAUGCAGAUGAGCAAAAAUCGUAUAUAGAGCUAACUCCUGUUGAAGACCAACAUUCUAUUGUGGAAGAGGAAACAACAGCUGCGAAAGAUGAACAAUCUGAUGAGCAAAAUCAAGCUCAAGCUAAGGAGGAGCCUUUGCCAAGUUACGAAAUUCUUCCCAGUGUAGACACUCCAACUAAGAAUCGAAUUUAUGAGGAAGAUCCAGCUCCGGACGGCAAGCUUUUGCAAAGUUCCCAGGAUCCUCCUAGCAUAGUCAGUCCAGCUAAAAAACAAAAUCAUUCUUCACCAGCUAAUACUCCGAAGAAAUCACGAGAGCUUGAGGCUUUAGGAAGCUCGGUUCCAAGGAGAUCUCUUAGGUCCGAUAAAGCAACUCCCCAGAAUCAACGGAGUAGUCGCUCGAGGCGUUCACUAAGAACUGAACUAACUCAACUUCUGGAUGAGUCAUCAAGACGAAGUAGUCCAAGACUAGGAAAAUCGCCGGCAGAAAGCCAUUCCUCACAAGAACGCUCUCCAGUGGAAAAGAAAGUGAUAACCUCAAAGUUAGCCAAAGAAAAGAUAGCUUCAGAAAACGGGAUGGUGGUAGAGGAAAAAUCACAUCCACCUGAGAGUGCAACUAACGUUCUUAACGAUAUCAAAACAACUGAGCAUAUUGGGGAUGCUGAUCCGCCCAAUAUUUCAGCAGAGAAUCUGUCUGCCGCUGAAAUAAAAAAAGAGAGUCUUGGGACAUUGAAGUCAAAAAAAUCUAGAAGGAGUCGCGGAUCACGAAGAAAAAAACCAACUUCUGAGUUACACGAAGAACUUGCUACAACAAUAAAGUGUGCUGAAGAAUUUUCAACCUGUAGCGAAUCAGAGCAGAAAAAUGAGGAGAGGGGAGAUCUAUUGAAUUCACCUAUUGCAGAACCACCUGUUAGUAAUAGCAAUUCGGCUGUAGAACAAUCUGUAGCCAAGGUUUCCGAUACGGAACAGAGUGAGGAAAAACCCUUGAGUCCACGAAAAACACGUAGAAUGGUAAAAGAAAGAGACACAUCUGAAAGCGAAACACCUUCCGACUAUUUACAAGCUAAAAGUGAUGAUAAUCCUAGUACGACACAUAGUAUGGAAUCUGUUGUGCACUCAGAAACUCAGGGGUGCAAUACGGUCGCCGUUAUAGAGGAGCGAACCCCUGGUCGAUUGAGUCGUAGGGACAAAGCGAUCAUUGAUGCUGGCAAAUCCCAAAAAGUUGAAAGACCCUCUGCCAAAUCUCAGUCUGCUGGAAGAAAGCGUACUUCGAAAGAAAAACCUUCCAAUCAAAGUCACAAUAAGGUGCCUAAUAAGGCUAUCGAACCAAUUAUUACUGAUAAUGACAAGGAAGAGGACAAAUCAAAAAGCGAGGAAAAAUCUAGUGACAGUUCAAGCGAGUCAAAUCCUGAAAAAAUCUCAUCAGAAGUCAUUACAAAGCAAAGCAUGCAAGACCAGGAAAACGCAGACUCGGAUUCAAUUUUAAAAGAGUCAGCUGAGGAUUUAGCUAAGGUUUCAACUAUGGUAGAUGAUAAAAAGCCCAUAGAUAAAGUUGCUGAAUCUAACAAAGAGCAAUGCUUAAAUACGGAAAAAGAUAAACCCGCUUCUUCUGAUGAACCAGAAUCGGGCCCAAUUUCAAUAGAACUCUCAAUAGAUUCAGCUGAGCCUAAGGAAUCUGAAGUAAAGUCCAAAGUCAGGAGUAAGAAAGAAGAAAAGAAUCCUAAAGAAUCUGAAUCGGAGAAUGAUAAAGGCUCAGGGGUUAAAACAAAAACAGCCUCUUCUUCAUCGAUGGCCAGCGUCGAAAAAACUAUGGUUACACCUGAAGUAAGCAAAGGCAAAACAAUUGGAAUAGGGAGCGGAAGGAUCAGAAAACGUAGGCAAGCAGUCCCAAUUGAGGAUCCAGAGGAUACAUUUGGGAAUACUACGCUUACAGAAAACGAAACCCCUGCCGUUUCCUGCUUUAGUGACAAGGACUCAGAUCCCUUUUCUCCGUUUAUAAAAAUACCAUCGAAAACAUAUAUAAUGAGUAAACGGAUCAAAACACCAUCAUCGCCCUCUUCUGAAGCAUUGGAAAAUGUUCCGAAAACAAGCGAUUUAGAACUCACACUUGAAGGAAAAUCUGAAAUCAAAAAGGAAUUAUUGACUUCAAUACCUAGUACUAGCGAAAUUUCAGAAUCGUUGUCUUCAAAUGAGGUUAAAGAACUUUCUUCUCCAACGCAAAAUACGAAUGAAAGUUCCACAACCUCUAUUGCUCCUAUAAAAAGGCACCAACGAACCAAAAAGUCCUACGGUGCAAGAAGUAAGUCUUCGAAAUCGAAGACUAGAAAAUCGAAUAAUACUUUUGAAAAUAGUACCAACAUAGCUUCUGAAUCCUCUACCUCUACAAACCAAAAAGAACCGAGCUCUCCUACAGUCUCUUGUCGCAAACUUCGCGUUUUAAUUAAAAGAACUCCCACUUUAGAUUGGACUAAAAACACAAAGAAAACAUCCUCCCUAAACAAGAAUUCAGCCAAGUCAAAGCGAUUAAAUAAAAUUAUUGAGAGCAUCGAACCUUCAGAGCAAUGUGAUAAUAAUCCAGAAACAGCUUUAGUUGAAACAAGCCCCGGGCUUAAUACUGAUCCAGAAUCAUUUCCCGAGCCUGAUCUGGGUCAUGAAACUAAUAAAAUCCUAAAUGAAGUAGUUCCUAAGGAAAUAUCGGAGAAUCUGGCUGCCAACACUAAUAAUGAACAAAAAAAUAAACUAGAAACAGAUCAGGACGAAUUAGUAGAAGAUGUAGAAACUUCUGCCGAGGGUGAAAACCCAAUCCCAAACAAUUCUCCUGUUUUAGAGGAGCCCAAUAAAGACGAAUUUAAAUCAAUAACAAAUGCGACCCAUGAGGGGGAUAUCUCAGAAGGAGAGUCACCCGAACUACAAGUCCCAAAUGAGGAAAGCGUAAAACUUCUUCAUCCAAUAAAAGAAACCCCGAGCGAUCAUAAGUCAAGUGAGGAAUCAGCUUCUUUAGCAAAGACCUCUGAGGACGAGGACAUUGUAGAAAACGAGUUAUCAACUGUUGCGUCAGCUUUAACCGAACCUGAGACUGAUGUUACAGAUGAUGAAGAACCAGCUCAAAGCCCAAUCCCGGACUCAACGGAAACAACAAGUGUCAUGGACGAACCCGAAGCCACCACGUCCAGUGUGGUGAAGCGCAGCUUGCGUAAGCGAGAAGUGGAUUCUUCACAACCAGAUGAAGCUGCUAAACGAAAGCAACGCCAAGACAAGAAGUCCGUCACUGACAAAAAAGAAUUUACUAGACCUGCACGGCGUCACCAUCUACCGGAGGAAGAGGAACGACCUGUACACAAACGCUCCAAAUUAGACUCGGAAUCGAGAACCAAAUUCAUUUCUAUUAUAGGCAAAGAGACUAUAAUGUCGUCCACCACAGCACCCGUUAGGGAAACCAGAAGCGAGACGACCAGCACAUAUGCAUCUGCAAGGAAAUCGGCAGCGAAGGAAUCCAAACGUUCUGAGAUCAACAAGCCUAUGUUAUUAGGACAAUCUGCCAAGAAACUGCUGAGGUCGAAUAGUCCAAUUCCGUUUACCAAAAAGCCUAUGGUACAGACCCUGCUGAGUUCUACACUUAGUCUGCACAAACCAGCGUCAGGAGAAGAUGGUUCUUCCGUGGCAACAAGAAAGUCUUUAAAUAAAGCGGAUCGAGAAGAAAACAAGGCCAGCGAUCAGCCGAUUCUCAGCAGUUCCAUUGUAGUCACUAAGAAAUCACUACCAUCCAGCAAGAAUCUUGAAUCGUUGAAGGAAGAUGUUUCAACCGCUGUUCCAAGAAAGGUUAAUAUAUCCGUUUCCGUGGUGCCCUUAAAGGAAACUUCUGCAGACACUUCAAUGGCCCCCGAUUCCACUCCUGAAACAUCACCAAUUUUGCAGCGAAAGGCACAGAAGGCAUCAAGAAAAUCGGAGACCAAUAGGAUUGUCGAGACCAAGAAAAAGGCCAUAUCCGUAGGCAAUGUGAAUCAGUUCAUUAAGUCGGAAGAAUCUGAAGAAAUAACAGAGACAUCGCCUUCGUCAGCUGUAAUUGGGCGGAAAAUACUUCCCCAACUAGAAUCUCAAAUAAAAACCGAAACCAUGGCAUCUGAGGGAGCUUCUUUAGCUCAAAGAUCACUUCCUCAGACAGAUUUCUCGAACAAACCCGAGUCCCGGAAAUCGGAAACUGUGAAAAAUAUCAGAACAGACUAUUCCGAGGAAAUGGGAAAAGUGGCCAGGGGUCGAGAGACAUCUAAGAAAAGAACAUCAGCUCAGCGCAGAUCGAAACACAAGUCCGGGUUACUUUCCUCGGAAGUGGAAACUACUUCCGACUCAAGGGAUUCCUCACGCGAAGACAGGACCUCAGCAAACCGUUUUGAUAAACAUGAUAACCCCGCGUCCGUGUCGCUUAAUAAGUCUGUUAAGAAAACACGAUCUUCUAGCAGCAAUAGAUCAUUGACUUUUACGCCUAUUCCCAUAUCUGGGGAGCAACAAAAUGAUUCUAAAGACCGUUUUACACCUAUCUUAGAUCAAAAUAGGCCGGCGAAGCAUACACCAUCCUUGGGUCAAUCGUUGAAAGGUCGUGGGCGUGGCGGACCACCCCGGCCGGUCUCUCUAAAAAGAAAGGCAGAAGAAGGAGCAGACCAUUCAGAUGUCGCUAAUCUAAAGCGUUCCAGGGAACGGGAGGAAGAUUUACGAUGCCAGGAUGUACCCGAUCAGGAUGGUGCUCUCAAGGCGUUCCCAGUGAAAAUAAUUGCUGCCCGUUUGGAUUCUUCUGUUGACCCUGAGCCAGUUUCCUCUGCGGCUAAACCAGCUGACCAUAAAACUAAGAUACGCAAACUUAGAGUAAAAAUUAAUCGCCGAUCCUUCAACAAAUGGCUUCGAGCGACAUGCGAGAGUAAAAGUCCCGUGACUAAAGCGUCAUCUUUAAAAUUACCAUCACCAUCACCACAAAAGGCGACUUCGGAAACGGAAUCUGCAGCAGAGUCAGAAUCAACAUUCAAACCUCAGGAAGAGCCGGUGGAGACUUUAAAGACAGUGCCUCCCUAUCAGCCUGAUUCAUGUCCAUCACCAGCCCCAGAAUUUCCAGUAAGAAAAAGCUCAACUCAGCACUCCCCCAAAACAGCUCAUGUUCCAUCGGCAGCCCCUGCUUUCCUUCCCGCUUCUAUGAAAGCCCAGACGAUAACCCAGCCAGCCAAUGCAACAGCGAAGACAGCGAUUUAUCCCUUGACUGAACAACAUCUUCCUGACGAGGCAACGUUGUUGGAAAAUGCAAAGAAGUUGGCGGACCAGCGGAGGGUGCAAACGUCCCAGGCCAAGUUAAUGCCUCUACCUGUUCCAAUUCCAGAGGUGAAGGCGGAACCAGAAGAUACUCCUCCAGAGGUCGCACAAGAGGAUCAAAUAACUAUCCCAUUACCUGUGAUUCCACAAACGCCAAUACCAUCGCAUUCACUUCCGAUGAUGGAGGACGUGAGCCCCUCCAAUAAUCAAGUCAACAACUUGGGCGUUUUUAAUUCUACCGUCCCCACCGCCACCCUUUCGAUUCCCUCGGCCAGUGCUCCAGGCGGUAAUCCCAACGCCAUUGGUCAGACCAAGUUGUACUCUUUCCUUUACCCGAAGCGCUAUAAACCAUCCUACGAUGACGUAGGCCUAGACUUUUGCUGUCCAAAUUUGGAUGGACCGAUGCGAGCUAUUGAUUUUACUCGUCUGCACUCGACGGCCGAGGUUCCGGUGUUGGAGGUGCCGCAGUACCUGGUUAUAACCACCAAGUUCAUUUCCAAGGCGGAUAAGAAUAUUCCGAGUAGAGUGCGGGCCAAGUUGGAAAUGCUAAGCAAGUAUAAGGAACAGGAACUCCUCUCUAAGGGUAGCACUUUGGCUUCUGGUCCCACGCCUUUUCCCACUCCCGCUCCCACUUCUGCACACACUCCAGAUAUCGGUGGUCUCGGUCCACCUGGUGCUUACGACCUGAAUACAGGUUCUUCUAGCAUUCCAACAACCGUCGGCCUGUUCAAUACAACAUCAGAUGUUCCAUCCAAUUCCUCUUUCGCAGCUGCAUCCACUUCCCAAUCUUCACCGAAUCUGGAUUCGCUAAGCAAUCAAUUGCCACGAGGAAUAACGCUAGCCAGGAAGUUACUGCCAACAGAAAGCUAUUCGAUGCUAGACAGUCUGCCGCCGACCCUCAUUCAGUUGCCACCGAUUUGUCCCGAAGACAAGCAACGCAUGGAGCUUCAAGCUAGGGUCCAAGUAUUUGACUUGGCGCUCCAGGUUCUUAGUCGGCGGGUAGCAACACUAACACUGGCCCAGAGACAGCGUACAAUCGAGGAAAUCGUAAGGUCCAGCUCGCUGAUGGCUAUCGAUGUUGAUGUGGGUUCCAAGCUAUUGGAGAACUAUGUACAUUACAUCGACGAAGUUACCAGCUCAACGACGCCCUCAUCUCCGACUCAAAUAGAUGCGAUGACAGCAAAGUUGUUAUCAGACGCUGCUAAUCCCUCGAGUUCAGUUGCAGCUACCAGCUCAUCGCUUUCCAGAAACAUCCUGAGCACAACAACCCCCUCCUCAUCUGCGCCACAUCACGGAACAAAGAAAACUGUUCAACAGCGCAGCUCCCUUCCCGCGAGUAUUCCCUUGUUCGAUGAGGACAAGAAUAUCAUUGGCUUUCGGUGCAAUACGUCCAAAGCAAGAACUCCGCUACCGACUUUGGGGCAAAAGGACUCUCCCUCCGAUUCCACCACACCUAUGAGAGCCUCGACAUCGGCAGCAGCAGCUGCGUUAGCGAAGACCCAGCCAAGGUCCUCAAAAGGAAGCAGAAAAAGUACAGUCGAAUCUCCAAGCCAGAUUGUAAAUCUGAAAACGACAGUGUCUUUAAACAUGCCAGCGAAAAGCAAGAAGAAUCAAACUGCAUUUGGCACCAUAAAAUCAAUAAAUCCUCCAGUAUCUGUGCAAAAACCGAUGAUAAGCAGGAAGAAAACUGCUCCGGUGCGGACAUUCAAUAAAAGCAAUACCAUAGGUCCACUUUCUGCGCAAGCAACUUUUGGACAAUUACCACCGGAACCAGAAGAGUCUAAAAUUUCAUUUAUGAGUGAAGAUCUUGCCGCCGAAUACGUAACCCCAGCCGGACUAAGUCACAGUAGCACCUCCAAUCCCAAUAUGUUUAUCAUGAAUCAGGCUUCGGAACCGGAAGAAUGCAUUCUGCCCGAUUCAAACAGUGACAUGACGCCCAUGGAGGCGGAAAUCAAGGGCGAACUGGAUGACUCUUCGGAGGCUAUUAUCUAGCGGCACAGACUAUCCCCAGAUGGAAAGUAUUUUAAGUUACUUUAACACAGUUAAUUAAGCAGAGUUAAUUACUUCGUUGAACGCAAGAACAGAAUUUUGUAAUUCUAUGAUGAAGAAUUUGUUAAACCAUCAUCCGAUAAUUUUUCAAAAAAUAAAUGGAUAUAUAUUAAUUAUGA
Drosophila eugracilis is the source of this 10580-nucleotide messenger RNA. RefSeq names its product mucin-17 (gene Su(var)2-HP2). The transcript has 9 exons. The record is from RefSeq and is a predicted model, not a curated record. Bases 577 to 10404 code for a protein of 3275 amino acids. NCBI's taxonomy places the organism in Eukaryota, Metazoa, Arthropoda, Insecta, Diptera, Drosophilidae.